GCACGCCUGGGCGGAGUGAUAAGGCUGGACCGGCAAGGGGGACGCUGAGGUGCCGCAGGAAAGCACCGAGGCUUACGCCCCAGCGGACGACCUCGGACCGGGAGAAAGGGACCCCCGCUGGGGGCCGGGGCGGGGCGUGUGCCUUGCCACGCCCACCUCCAUCCGGGAGUUUUGGCCGCUCAAAUGGCGGCGACAGAGACAGCGUCCCGGGCCGGGGCUGGGCACCUGGCAGCCGGGUCGCGGGCGGUGUAGCGCCUGCCGUGGCCCCCGCCUCGGCGAGGAGCCCUGAUGCGCGGCUGGCAGGGUGGGAGUGGCGGCCGCAGCCCCCACCUGGGCCUCUGUCCGCCCUCCCGGCGCGUCCAUGAACUCGGUGUCUCCGGCCGCCGCGCAAUACCGGAGCAGGAGCCCGGAGGAUGCGCGCCGUCCCGAGGGCCGCAGGCCGCGGGGCCCCCGACUCCCGGACCCCAACGGCCUGGGGCCCUCCGGAGCCAGCGCCUCCGCCCUUGGCUCGCCCGGGACUGCCCCCGGGGAGCCGGACGAGGUGGACAAGUUUAAGGCGAAGUUCCUGACGGCCUGGAACAACGUCAAGUACGGUUGGGCCGUCAAAAGCCGGACCAGCUUUAGCAAGAUCUCCAGCAUCUACCUCUGUGGCCACCGCUACUGCUUUGAGAGCGAGGGUGACAUCCAGCGUUUCCAGCGGGACUUCAUGUCCCGCCUGUGGCUCACGUACCGUCGGGACUUCCCGCCACUCGCUGGGGGCUGCCUGACCUCGGACUGCGGCUGGGGGUGCAUGUUACGCAGCGGGCAGAUGAUGCUGGCACAGGGCCUGCUCCUGCACUUUCUGCCCAGAGACUGGACAUGGGCCGAGGGCCCGGGCCUGGGCCCCCCUGAGCUGUUGGGGUCGGCCUCUCCCAGCCGGUACCAUGGCCCUGCCCGCCGGGUGCCCCCACGCUGGGCCCAGGGCACCCCAGAGCUGGAGCAGGAGCACUGGCACCGGCAGAUUGUGUCCUGGUUUGCCGACCACCCCCGGGCCCCCUUUGGUCUACACCGGCUGGUGGAGCUCGGGCAGAGCUCAGGCAAGAAGGCGGGUGACUGGUACGGACCAUCGCUGGUCGCACACAUCCUCAGGAAAGCCGUGGAGAGCUGCUCAGAGGUCACCCGCCUCAUGGUGUAUGUUUCUCAGGACUGCACAGUGUACAAGGCAGAUGUGGCACGCCUGGUGGCCAGGCCAGACCCCACAGCUGAGUGGAAGUCUGUGGUCAUCCUGGUGCCUGUGCGGCUGGGUGGCGAGACACUCAACCCCGUGUAUGUGCCCUGCGUGAAGGAGCUCCUGAGUUCAGAGCUGUGCCUGGGCAUCAUGGGGGGCAAGCCACGACACUCGCUGUACUUCAUCGGCUACCAGGAUGACUUCCUACUCUACCUGGACCCACACUACUGUCAGCCCAGCGUGGACAUCAGCCAGGCCGACUUCCCCCUGGAGUCCUUCCAUUGCACGUCACCCCGCAAGAUGGCCUUUGCCAAGAUGGACCCAAGCUGUACCGUGGGGUUCUAUGCUGGAGACAGGAAGGAGUUUGAGACACUCUGCUCGGAGCUGACCAGGGUGAAGAAAAAUGAAGCUCAGAGAGGCAGCAACACAGGAUGGAAGAGCCUGCCUGGGAUUCAAACCCAGGUCUGACACCAAAGCCAGUGGUGAUGCUGUGACUGGGAUGCUGGUAAUUCUUGUAUUUGUGCCUGGGCUCCACUAAGCUGUCCCAUAAAUGAACCCAUUUUAGUUUAAAAUCAACUGUGGAGCUUUUGUAGAAUGGGAAAUAAUGAUCAUGAUAACGAUAGUUAAUAGCACCUAUAGGACAUUUACUGUGCUUUAACUCUGUGUAACUUUACACCAGUUAACUCAUUUAGUUCUCAGACAACCAAGUAAGAUGGGAGCCACCUUUAUCCCCAUUUUAUAGAUGAGGAAUCUGAGAAUUGACUUGCCCAAGGUCAU
This is a messenger RNA of Trichechus manatus latirostris (Florida manatee), 1984 nucleotides long. It is a transcript of the gene ATG4D, whose product is annotated as autophagy related 4D cysteine peptidase. The record is from RefSeq and is a predicted model, not a curated record. Gene Ontology annotation, molecular function: protein-phosphatidylethanolamide deconjugating activity. The transcript has 10 exons. Bases 362 to 1675 code for a protein of 437 amino acids. NCBI's taxonomy places the organism in Eukaryota, Metazoa, Chordata, Mammalia, Sirenia, Trichechidae.